Physcomitrium patens is the source of this 2120-nucleotide messenger RNA. The record is from RefSeq and is a predicted model, not a curated record. NCBI's taxonomy places the organism in Eukaryota, Viridiplantae, Streptophyta, Bryopsida, Funariales, Funariaceae.
UGCCGGAAUACUGUUCAUUUGCUCAUGAAAAACGGUUGCGAAUCGAUGCUUGUGGGGGUCCAGAGCGUGUGACAAUGUAGCCUACGAGGAUGAUCACGGCUAUUGUCAUAUGCUAGAAGAAAGUGACGAGAGUGAAGAAUGCCAUGUGUGAGGCUGAUCCAGUCGGGUGGACCUCUUUGCGUCCUUUCAAGGAUGCGGUUAUGAUAAGUUGGUUUGAAUAGUUCAAGACCUAGUCCUUAGCUUCUGUUCUGCUGGUAACUGAUCGACUGCUAGAUCUGUACAAGGGAUGAUGUUGUCACGAAAGACGCUGUUGGCGCUCCUGCUUCUGGUUUUCUACAAUUUGCAAGUUCGUAACCAUGAGGCAGGUGGAGCUGCCCCUUCGUUGAUUGUUUCUGCUGUUAAAUAUUUCCAAUGCUGAUUCUGAUCUCACUGGUUUGCGCAGGUGUGUCUGAACUGAGCAUUGUUUUGAAGCUCUCCCCGAUGACCCUGCUGCCGGUUCAGAUGUGUUCUACAUUUGCAUUUCUAAGGGAAUCGUGAAAGAAGCUAUCGCUGAUCCCACAAGUGCCGCUGCACUUGGCAACCCUCGAGUUUUGUCAAAGCUUCAAGGCAACGGAUCACUCCUGAGCACCUGUAAUUCAGACUUUGAAUGUGGCUCAGGCUUGUAUUGCUUCAGUUGUCUAGCGGGAAGAAUAAUAGAGAUUCAAUUCAAGUGCAUUCGGAGAAGGGUGAAGCCAAUCUAUGCCUUUCCAAAGGGUACGUCUCUGCCGUUCAAUAAAUACUCGUGGCUCACAACACACAACUCCUUUUCCAUUUUCGGAUCUUCUCCGCAAACUGGCGCCCCAAUUGUCACCUUCUUCAACCAAGAGGACAGCGUGCUAGAUCAACUCAAUGUACUUACUCACAAGUCUGUGCAGUUGGCCAGUUCCGAACGGAAUAGAAUGUUUGUGAACGGAGUACGAGGGUUGAUGCUGGAUAUGUACGACUUCCGGAACGAUGUUUGGCUUUGUCAUUCCUUCGGAGGACAUUGCCACGAAUUCACCGCAUUUAGGCCGGCAAACGAAACGCUGGCAGAGAUCAGGACGUUUCUGGAAGCAAAUCCGACAGAAGUUGUCACCAUUUUCAUAGAAGACUAUGUGCUCACUUUAAACGCCAUUACAAAGUUGUUCACGAGCGCGGGCCUAACGAAAUACUGGAUGCCGGUGGCCGUGAUGCCAUCUAAUGGUAGUUUGUGGCCAACCUUGGAAGAGAUGAUUCAACGAAAUCACAGGUUGGUUGUCUUCACACAAAACGAAACGAAGGAAGCAACGGAGGGAGUGGCGUAUCAGUGGCGCUACACAACUGAAAAUCAGUAUGGGGAUAGCGGGCUUUGGAGCGGCUCGUGUCCAAGACGGAUCAAUUCCACAGUUCUGAAUGAUACGAGCCGGUCUCUCAUCGUACAAAACUACUUCCCCACCAACCCCAAUGCUAUCAAUGCGUGCCGAGACAACUCCGAGGGACUCUUCAACAUGUUGAGAACGUGUUACAUUGCCGCUGGCGACAGGUGGUCCAACUACGUCGCUGUGGAUUUCUAUAAGAGGAGCACUGGAGGUGGAGCGUUUCAUGCUGUCGAUUUCUUGAAUGAGCAAAUGCAGUGCAGCUGUCAAGAUGCUACCAAACCUUGCUCGGCUGAUGUUGGGCACGAAUUCAAGGGCCAGAACAGGGAACGUUCAACCAAGCUUGCCAACACUAUACGCACACAUAUUCACACACACAAACCAGUGGAUGGCUUCCGAGGAGCAUUCUUCCUCGUGACCACCAUCAGCACUUGAAGCCUUUCUCCGAAGUGUAGAUAGCAAAUGAUAGCUAGAAGAAUAACCUUUCCUACAAGGGCUGAGACAAAUUGCUUGAAACUGUGCACAAGUACCUCAAAAUAGGAUCCAGAGAAUACACAAGUUCUGUAUGUUAUACAAAAACUGUUCCAGGGGAUCUGUUACAGAUUUAUGGUGCAACGAGAGAGUAGUAAUGUGGAAUGCACGAAGCUCAGCAACUUGCACCGAUUAUUGCAAGAAAGUUACAAAAACAGACAAACAAACAUAUGAGGGUGCGUACAUACAAAAAGAAGUCUUUGCAAUUGGGUAUCA